Molecule: messenger RNA, 1688 nt
Organism: Paramecium sonneborni
Lineage: Eukaryota; Ciliophora; Oligohymenophorea; Peniculida; Parameciidae
Source: the annotation of a GenBank genome assembly
AUGUCUACUCAUGUUAAUCAAACAUAACAGAACUUAACCAAUCCCUAAUAAGAUAUCAAGUAAUAAACUUAUAAUAAUUUGUCUUAGAAAUCGCAUCAGAUCUCAAAAAUUGUACUUAUCAACAAUUAUUAAAUUCCUUUUUGCCGUAUCUCUAUUUCUAAUGUUCAGUCUUCAGAUUUAAUAUCAAUUUAACUUGAGUUACAUUUUUCUGCUUUUAUUACUCUACCAUCUUAUUGACUUUUUGAACUUGCUUUACUACCAAUUUUAAAUGAAGAAAUUGUAAAUCCAAUUGUAAACAUUAUUAACUAUACAGCAAGAAGAUCAAGCUACUGUUAUAUAUUGGAACUAAAAUAUUUGAUUUCAUUUACUUAACAUUCUUAUUGUUACUUAUAAUAGUGGGAUACCAAUAUUUUGUUUACACCAAUUUAUGUUUAGUGAUUGCAAUCAUAUUCAAUUUUUACUCACUUUAUUAAGAUAGAAUACUAUUAGAAUCACUUAAAAUGUUAAACAAAAUUUCUUUAAUCUGCCGAAUUUACAUUUUGAUUUGUUCCUUAUUCAUUACCAUGAAGUUGGAUAAUAUUCUUCUUUGGAAUUGGACUCCCACUUUAUGGAGUAUUUGGGUAGGUUUAAUUUGCAUUAUUGGGGUCAGUGCAGGCUCUGUAAUUGUCACAUUUAGCAGAAUUGUUCAAUAUAUGUUUGAUAGAUAGAAUCUAUUGAAAUCAGAAUGUAUUUUUUCUUAUAUUAAAUUCAUAGUGAUUACUUAUAUUUGGAUAACUUAACUUCUCAUUUUUGGUAGUAUCACUUUUGCUUUAAAUUCCUUUGGGUAUUUAUAAUAUUUGGAAAAUCAACAAAGUUAUUCAUAUAAUUUCUUUAUACUAUAAUAUUUCAGUAUUGCUGAAUUUAUCAUCAUCAUUUUUUAUUCUAUAUAUUUUCGUUUAGAUAUCUGUGAAUAAAUAUUUUUAACACUAUAAGAUGAUGAACCAAUAAAUUAAUAAUAAUUUUCAGCUAAUAUGUAAGUUAAUAAUUAAACUUUGUAAUAAAUUAAUCCGACUUCUUCAAGAUCUUAAAUUCCUUAGGUUGUAUAAAAAAUAUCAAAAACCUAUUUUGGAAUUCCAAGAAUUAAAAAAGAGGGUGACCAAGAUUCAAUUAGUGGAUCACCUGUUCUUAAGAAAUCAACUAAAAAACACAAACGUGCAUUUUCUAGCUAAGGAGUUGCUUCAUAAAUGUUUUAAGAAUUAGAUUAAAUUGUAGUAGUUGAAAAAUAACAAUCUAAUAAUUUAAAUAAAACAAUCUCUAAUGAAUUAAAAAUUUAACUUGAUAAAAAGAGAUGUAAUUCUCAUUUAGUCACAGUAUAAUAUACUUAUAAGUAUUAGAUUGCACAUGAUGAAAGUAAUUAAAAUAAAAACCAGGAAAUGAGUUUGAGUCAAACAAGCAAUGUUUGUAUUGUCUGUUAUGAAAGAGGACCAAAUGCUGUUUUUAUGAAUUGUGGCCAUGGAGGAACUUGCUAUUAAUGUGCUAUAGAUAUUUGGAAAUAAAAGACUAUUUGUUAUUUGUGCAGAAAUGUAAAUAUUUAUUGCUUAUAAAUUUAGAAAAUUGAAUACAUUUUGAAAGUUGAUUUGGAAGACAGAUACGGAGAUCUCUUUAAAGUUGUUUCUACUGCUUAAAUGAUCGAUUAAUUUAAUAAAUGA